GACAGCAGCAGUUUACCUGCUCAGUUGUACUUUAACGGGACGGGAAGAGCCACAAAGUUGUCACCAACUGCUCGGUACCAGUACCGGCAUGGCUCGGACCGGCUCCGGUGCGCUCCUUCUCUCGCGCCCAAACAUCAAGCUGGACUCCUUCCUGAAGCGGAACACGGAGCGGACGGUGUACGAGCGGAUCCGAGCCCACGAGCCGUGCGUGGUGCUAUCGGAGACCAUCAACAAGGCUUACAUGCACGUGGUUCUGAGCGACGAGCGCGUGUACCUCACUGAAUACCCGCCGCGCACGCUCACCGAAGCCUUGAGCUUCAGGUGUGUGCGUGACAUCGAGCUCGUCAAUGACCUCCCAGACUUCCUUCAUGGAAAGAACCGGGAACUCUGCCAGCACAUUCGAAUCACCUACGUCACAGACAAGCCUGUUGUGAGGGGCCAUGAUUGGCUGAGGAGAGACAGGAAGGCGGGACGUCCUCCCGUAGCCCCGCCCUCUCGCAGAACCAGCCAAUGCCCAACAAUAACACACACCGUAGAAGGAUAUCCUGCACAGAGGAGCCCCGGUGAGCUUCCCACGUUACCACCCACACGUUCUGCCUCGUGUCCAGACCCGGAGACUCUGGGCCUCAUCAGGGUCCCACACCCCACCACUCGGCCUCCCUCCACAGCGCCCUCCCCCACCAGCUCCCCCACCUCUCCUCUGUCGCCAUCCAGUCACAGACUUAACUUCCCCAACACUGGCCAGGUCCAGAGGGGGAUCGGCUCAGUUCUGUCUCGCCUGUUGAGGAGGGACUCUUCGAGCGGAGAGGAGAGGGAGGCCGAGCUGCAUCUUUACGCCGUGUCGGAUACGUCCAGACUUUACCUUCAUCUGCAGAGCUCAUGGAACAGCUUCAUUAUUAAGUCCACUCUGGCGUUGGACCCGCUCUACAGAAGGAGGUGCAGUGCCUCGUCUAAGUCCUGUCCUGGAAAACGACCUCCAGCCAUCAGCUGGGAUCGGACAGCUCACCUGUUUGGUCAGCUGAGCUGUGAGCUCCUGCAGGAGGGGAUCAGUGUGGAGAGUCUCUACCUGCUGCUGCAGGAGCUGAGAACCGCCGCUCACCGCGACAUCACACUCCGCCGACUCUUCUGGAGGUCCAGUGAGCUGUUCGUCUUCCUGGUUCAGACUCUGGAGGAAUCUCUGCACGGCUGCCAGAGCCUCAGUGGAGUCUGCACAGCAGAUCAACUACUACUGAGCACUCUGAUCGUCCAGACGCUCGCCGUCAUGUUCAGAGAGACGGAGGUCGAACCGGCCAGACUCAACCUGCUCUCUGCCAAAAAAGGAGCCCUGGCCUCCAGAAUGCUGCUCGCCUUGAUAUGUGACGCAGAGCUACAAACACAGAACCAAAGCUCUCUGGUUGACUGCAAGGUGAGCUGCUCCCCACUCACAUUAAUGUUAUAUAUUUCAUCUGUUUCUAAUGUCACCGCUGUCCUUCUCUGUCAGUGUCAGGCCUUACUAGCCGAGUACCUGGACGCCGCCUGCUCUCUGCUCUUUGAGCUGCUGCUUUUAGGCCACGACGCCAGCAGAAGUUCCUCUGCUGACAACUUCCUGUCUGUUGGCAGGAUCCUCGGAGUCCUGCAGCCUCAUCCUCAAAUGUUGUCCUUCAUUGGGUACCAGGUCCAGCAGGUGGUGCUGGUUCUGUCGGACCUGCAGGAGUCCUUUCUGAGUCCACUUCAGUCUGUUGUGUUGUACCAGCGCUGUCGCCUCCUGCUGGCCUGUCUGCAGUACAACAACCAGCUGGCCCAGCACCUCCGAUCCCAUUUCAGAGAGGAGUUCAGGUACUUUGUGAAGCUGUCGUGCGCGGAGGAGAAGCUGCCGCCUCACUACCCGAUCAGCCAACCAACUCUUCAGCUGGUCGAGCAAAUCCUGACUCUUCAUCUGCACAGAUGAUCGCACACAAACACACGCGCUCUCGCAGACUGUGCCUUUAAUAAAGUCUGAGUGAGUUUAUCUUUCGAGUCGCACCGCUGCCGUUAAUGAACCGAGCGGUAAAUCUGCUGCUGUUACAGGUGAAACAAAGGAACUCAGUAGAAAGAAUAGCACUUCUUUCUACCACGUGUUUUUGUUGUGUUACGAAAUGUUCCUUUAAUGCUGUAAAGCAGAAAUCUUCUCCCGGUUUCCUGCGUCGAUGCUCAGCUGGUGUAGUGUUCACCACGUUAGCUUAGCAUAUUAGCAUGCAAGCACCUGCUAAUUGGCACCAACGUUCCUGUUGUAUAAGCAUCCUUCCCUGUACGUUUGGAUUCUGCCUUUGUGUACAUUUAGGACAUGUAGAUCUGCAGAUGUCCUCAGAUGAUGUGCGCUCUAAAUGAACGUUAUUUAAGUGGAAGUUGUCUAAAGUUCAAGGGCACAUUCAUGGUGGAUUACUCACGAUUGUGUCAACGACGGAGAAAAGAUUACGUCGAACAAGACUCGGACUGAAGAAGACAACGGUCAUAAAACCAAUUCCGUCUGAUUGUUGGGCUAGUGGGUAGGAAGUACAUUGAAGAAAUAAUUUCUUAAAUUAAAGGUAGACUGAAGCUUUUAGAAAGAUUCACUUAAUCAGUGUAAAACCCUGAUUAUUUAACUAAAUUAAGUUUUAAUACCAGAACUAGUAGAAAUUACUUUUCUGACAUUUUCCAUCUUCCAUUGAUUUUACUGUCAACGGUUGAAGUUUGCAAAUAAUUAAAGGAAUACUCCAUCAGAAGAAAAGACACGGUCACCUGUGAACAUGUGAGUGUGUUAAUUUAAUAAAACAUGAUCUCGUCACACAACGCCUUGUUUUCCUGCACUGAUUCGUGGGCGAUGCGUGCUGCCGUACGCGUUCACAUCUUGGCUUUAAGCGUCUGUCUCGAGUACAGAUGCUGCUGCAGAAAAGCCAAGAUCUUAUUCCAGGAGUCCUCCUGAGUGUCUGAAUGGGGUUUGGUUUGUCCUCCCCAAAGCAAUAUCACUGAAACACACGAUGGAGAUCAGAAAACUGGAGGGUUUUUAAUGGAUACGUAAGGCAGAACAAAAUAAAUAAAUGUUACAUUGUAAAAUAUAGAACAAUUUUUUACCAACAGAUUAAAAUAUUUGGUUCUGUGAUCGACGGUGAAGGGAACACAUCUAUGAAUGUCUUCCAUAACCCCGAAAACCACCAAAACUAAAAACCAAAAGCAGAGCCUGCAGACGUUAAAUGAGCAGAACUCACCUUUCUCUUUUGUGUCAUCCUUUAUGAACUUAGUGGCUCUGAAGUGAGGCGAGUAGGGCGGCUCGAUCAGAUGUCCGGCAUCCAGGUAUUCAAUUCUGGUCAGCAGGUGCUCCUUCCCUGCUGCUCGCAUCAUUUUGGCCAUCUGGGGUGGGGUCAAAGGUCAAAUCAAAACCACCGACUGAUUUCAUGUCUGUGGAGCUCCAGCAAGUGUGUCUGUGUGUGUGUGUGCACUCACAUCCUCAGCACACUCCACUGUGGGCACGUUCUGAUCAUCACGGCCGUUCACCAACAACAUUGGACAGUUUAUUUUCCCCACCUCCAAGAGAAUCAAGCACAAUACGUGUUUGUUAGAAUAAACCAAUGUUUGCACGAAAUGUGUCAUUUGGUGCAAAGUGGAACACCAUAACAAUAUUUUACAUUUAUAGUGCAAUGCAUUGACUAUAUCGUAAGGGGAUGUAGUCAUUUCAUUCACUGAAAACACACUGAAAGGGUUGUCAACCUGUCAAUCACUG
This is a messenger RNA of Anarrhichthys ocellatus (wolf-eel), 3715 nucleotides long. It is a transcript of the gene cunh12orf56, whose product is annotated as chromosome unknown C12orf56 homolog. The transcript is spliced from 13 exons. Lineage: Eukaryota; Metazoa; Chordata; Actinopteri; Perciformes; Anarhichadidae. The record is from RefSeq and is a predicted model, not a curated record. Bases 89 to 1927 code for a protein of 612 amino acids.